UGAUUCUUAUCUAGUAUUUAAUUUUGUUAUGGCCAUAAAGGAUGUACUUUUGAAACAAACUCUCUUUCACAGCAAUUGUAAAUGUGGGUCUGUUUUGUCCUUUACAGAUGCCUAUAUUUUCAUGAGGGUAGGCAAGAAAAAAAGAGUGAAUAGUUCUUGGCAGAUACUUUUUGUAAGGUAAAUACUGUGGAGGUGUCUAGAAAUUUGUCUUAAAGCACUGUAAACACUUCAGUGUCUAUAGUUCUCAUUCUUUGUUGGUUGUAGUAAUAAUUUUAAUUUAUUGUUCUAAUGCUCUUCUGUACUCUGUUAUUCCUAUAAUGAAAUAGGAGUCUGAAUUUUAGUAACACUGGGCAUAUUGAGGUGGCUACCUACCACCUUUUCUGGUAAAGCAUUAGUAAAUGUUGAGAAUAUUAAAUAAUUUUAAAUGUGCUUGUACGCAUUUCACUUGAGACAUCAAGUUCUUGAACAUCUCAAGGGGCAGUCUGAGUUUUAAUGAGAUUUUAUAUGGCUUCAAGACUGUAAAGGCUUAUAGCCUUUUCUUACUUGUGUUUUUUGUAUAAUAGAUUCCUUAUUCUAAACCAUCCCAUGAUAUAUAGUCACGUGGAGAACAGAUGCUGAAUUCUGCCCUUUUUUAAAUGCCAUGCUCUGAAACUCUGGUGGUUUCUCCUUUUCACUUAGAAAUAAUGAUAAAACAACCAACAUAGGACCAUGACAUGAGCUUCCUGGCCUUUAUUUCUCCAUUUUAUGUACCUGAAAGAGUUAUUAAAAUUUUAUUUCUGGUUUUCAUUCAUGGGUGCUGAAAAUAUAUAGCAUAUAUUACAUAUUCCAAAGUUUCUUUGAUUGUGGCUGAAAGAAAUAUAAAUCUCUGCUUAGCUGGUAAGUAAUUUCUGCCUUAAUUGUAGUGCUAUAGGAACAAUGAAGCUUAAAAUUCUGUUUUGAACAAAUUUCAGAUUUAAUGGAGGAACAGUGGACAGCAAAAUGAUGUAUUAUAACUUACGUGUAUAAGGUUUGACCUGUGAUAGGUCUUGUCAAAGCCAUGAAACUUAGAGCUGCAUAAAAAUACGUAUAAGCUUACUGAAGUAAUUGCAUCUAUGGAGUUUCUAAAACGGAUCCAUUGGUGACAGAGUACACUUGGAGUUCUUACCCCACCCUUACCAGGGUUUGGUCCUUCCACAAGUAGCUCUGUGCUCCUCUUUCUUACUUUUUCUCCGCAGGUGAGUGGCCUGCUGUCUUAAUUUCCUUAUUUCAUUUCAGCACAGGCACAAUCAAAUCAUCCCAACUGGUGACCCUUCUGACAAGCAACUGCAGAAAGGAAGAUUUUUAAUCCACUCUAAAACUGACACAUGUCCCAUAUGGUUAUUUUGGGUUUUCUGAGUUGCAGGGUAGUGUAAAUAUUUACACAAUUCUGAAAAAACACUGCUAGGAAAAGUUCUUAAGAAAAUAUCUCAUUAUUUUGGGAUCACCCUGUGCUUAAAGUAGCAGAAAUUUUUAUUCCUAGAGGUUCCAUCUUGGUGACUUUUUUCCAUUCAGAUCCAUAAAUCAUCCCAUAACUCUUCAAUGAACCCUUACCAGGUAAGACCAGCCUAAGUAACAAGAGUCUUUCCCCACCAGUAUACACUGGCAUCACUCAUUUACUGUAGCUCCAAUUAAUGGUAGUAGAAGUUACACUUGUAAAUUCCCCCACGCAUUAAUGAGUGAACAGACCCCCUCUGUUUAGUUAACCAUCUUCCAGUUACCUGGCACUUUCCCCAUCCCUUGUGAGAUCUCAAAUAUUUAAUUAAAGCCUUUCCUUUUUUUUUCCUUUUUCUUUUUUUUCCUCCCCCCACUCUCCUUCAUUCAGUUUGUUGAGUUGUAAUUCUUGUUGGCCUGAUGCCUUGGCAACAUUCAGCACUUCUAAUUGCCUGUAUAGUCUGGCCUAGUCAUGGAGCCUUUUAACUUUCAUUCAGGCUUCCAGCAGUAUCAGCCUCACUGGUCACAAGCUUCCCACUCAGGUUCCGUUCACAGCCCUUUUGCUGAUUACUUGUUAUGUAUUUAAAGAGCUCCAUACUGUUUAUUUCAUUUCCUGUUUGAGAUAGUCUGUUUGCUUAAUUUUUUUCUAUGCUAAUUUAAUUUUAAACAUAUAGGGCUGUCUUCCUGGUCAAACAAGCCAGAAUUUUGCAUCCAUAUGCUACAUUAAAUAAUAAUAAAACAACAAAUAAUAGUCAAUGCUUUCUACUUCUAUAAUGUCUACCAUUCAAUGAUCUCAUAGCAUUCUUAUUUUACAAGUGGUAAAAUGGUGUCAAGAGACAUGAACUACUUGUUAAACAAUAUGUAUGACAUCUGUUACAGAGCCAGACACAGGAUUGAAUAGUUUGGUUUUCACUAAUAGCAGUUAGUCUAAAAAUUGCAAUAUGCUAUAGGAAUUAUUAGGUUAAAAUGUGCUUCAAGAGAGUGGGCUGUACCCUGGUGGAGACAUGUAGAGACUUUUGUUCUCAGAAUAUCAUCUUUAUUGGCAUAUAAGGUGCAGAAGGGACAGGAAAAUCCAAUGGAUAUUCAUGUGGACUCUGUAAAGGUUAGUAACCUGUGUAAUUUUAAUUCAUGUUGAUUUUAGAGGCACUAUUAUUAAUCACAAAUAGCCUGGUGCAUUUUUUGUUUCAUUUUGUUGUCUGUGUGAAGAUCUAGCAUUCCCGAUUCCCUUUGAUUUCAGCAAACCUCUGGCUUACUAUGGCUACAAUAACUCAUUUAUGUCUCUGCAGACAUAAUAUGCUAAUGUUAUGACAUACGAUAAUAUUUUCUGGAUGUGUUCUUUUUCAGUGUAAAACAGCACACACAGAUAAAUUGAAAAUGGUCCCUAUAAUUCUUGGUUUUUAAGGCUGCUCAUGCCCAGCACCUGAUUGUGGCUCUGUGCUGUGAACGCAGCUAGGAUCUCAUCCAUGGCCAAGGUCAAAUUCCUUUGGUCGCUCUGCAGGAGUCAAUAGCUGAUUUAAUGCCUGCACUCUGCUUUCAGAAAGUGCAUGCUCAUAUUUAUUGUUACUGUGUACUUAAAGGAAGAUAUUACAUGUGUGUGUUCUUCUUCCCAAGGUCAGAAUGCAAGGGCAAAGAAGAACCAACACAAUUGCAUUGGUAGCAAGGGUAAAAUUCAAGAUACAAGGUUCAAGAUCAGGUGUUCUGGUGAAGAUAAGUUUUUGCUCAGAAGCAUUGAGGCUACAGAUGAGAUCAAAUGAAGGAUCAACAUCCGCCUUCUUUCUAAAAUUCGUUGUUUUCUACAAGUUAGUUAAGUAUCACACCUCUUCGAAUUGAGCUACUGGAUGCCCUGGUGGAGCUCCCUGCAGUUGUGGCAUUUGAACACUGAGUGGCACUAAAGCCCACGGCACCGGCAAUGCAAGAUGGGGAAGCUGAGGCACAGAGAUUAAGUGACUUUUCCAAGGCCACACAGCAAGUCAGUAGCAGAUCCAGGAUUAGCGCUCGGGGACUUCCUGGAUCCCUCUUCCAUGCUUUAAGCAGUAGACCACAGUGUUCACUGGACUCAGCAAGCAACUCAUUGCAAUAAUGGACAGUUCCAAGGACUUGCACAUGAGAAAUGAUGAAGAGGCUGUUGUGGAUAGAGGUGGAACUCGCUCCAUUCUCAAGACACAUUUUGAAAAGGAAGAUCUAGAAGGCCAUCGAACAUUGUUCAUUGGGGUUCACGUGCCACUGGGUGGAAGAAAAAGUCACCGGCGCCAUCGGCACCGCGGGCAUAAACACAGAAAGAGAGACAGAGAGCGAGAUUCGGGAUUAGAAGAUGGGAGAGAAUCUCCUCCUUUUGAUACCCCAUCACAAAGGGUGCAGUUUAUUCUUGGAACAGAAGAUGAUGAUGAGGAACACAUUCCUCAUGAUCUAUUUACUGAGCUUGAUGAAAUCUGUUGGCGUGAAGGAGAGGAUGCAGAGUGGAGGGAGACAGCAAGGUGGUUGAAGUUUGAAGAAGAUGUAGAGGAUGGUGGAGAGAGGUGGAGCAAACCCUAUGUUGCCACACUGUCACUUCAUAGCUUGUUUGAGCUGAGGAGCUGCAUCCUGAAUGGCACAGUUCUUUUGGACAUGAGAGCUAACUCCAUAGAAGAAAUUGCAGAUAUGAUUCUGGACCAGCAGGUGGGUUCUGGGCAGCUCAGUGAGGAUGUUCGUCACCGGGUGCAUGAGGCUUUACUGAAACAGCAUCACCAUCAGAACCAGAAGAAGCUGAGCAACAGGAUCCCAAUUGUAAGAUCCUUUGCUGAUAUUGGAAAGAAGCAGUCUGAGCCCCAUUCCAUGGAUAAAAAUGCAGGUCAGGUUGUUUCCCCACAGGCUACUCCAGCCUGUAUUGAAAACAAAAAUGAUGUGAGCAGAGAAAACAGCACUGUUGACUUUAGCAAGGUUGAUCUACACUUCAUGAAAAAGAUACCACCUGGAGCUGAAGCAUCAAACAUCUUAGUUGGUGAACUGGAGUUCCUGGACCGUGCUGUUGUGGCUUUUGUUAGGUUGUCUCCUGCAGUGCUGCUUACAGGACUGGCUGAAGUUCCAAUUCCAACCAGAUUUUUGUUUAUUCUUCUUGGACCGCUGGGUAAAGGACAACAAUACCAUGAGAUUGGAAGAUCAAUUGCCACACUAAUGACAGAUGAGGUGUUCCAUGAUGUUGCUUACAAAGCAAAAGACCGCAAUGACUUGGUGUCUGGAAUUGAUGAGUUUCUUGAUCAGGUUACUGUUCUCCCUCCUGGAGAGUGGGACCCAACAAUUCGAAUAGAACCACCUAAAAAUGUUCCCUCUCAGGAGAAGCGUAAGAUCCCAGGAGUGCCAAAUGGAACUGCAGCCCACGGGGAAGCAGAACAUCCUGGGGGACACUCUGGACCAGAAUUGCAACGCACUGGAAAAUUUUUUGGAGGAUUAAUUUUAGAUAUCAAAAGAAAAGCUCCCUUCUUCUGGAGUGACUUCAGGGAUGCUCUCAGUCUGCAAUGUCUGGCAUCAUUUUUGUUUCUCUACUGUGCUUGCAUGUCUCCUGUCAUCACAUUUGGUGGUCUGCUGGGAGAAGCAACUGAAGGUCGUAUAAGUGCAAUAGAAUCGCUGUUUGGAGCAUCCAUGACUGGAAUUGCCUACUCUCUUUUUGGUGGACAGCCUCUCACUAUACUUGGCAGCACAGGACCAGUUUUAGUGUUUGAGAAGAUCCUAUUCAAAUUUUGCAAAGAGUACGGAUUGUCAUACCUUUCUCUGAGAGCCAGCAUUGGGCUGUGGACUGCAAUCCUGUGCAUCAUCCUUGUUGCAACUGAUGCAAGCUCCCUAGUCUGCUACAUUACCCGCUUUACUGAAGAAGCCUUUGCUUCUCUUAUCUGCAUCAUUUUCAUUUAUGAGGCCUUAGAGAAGCUGUUUCAUCUCAGUGAGACGUAUCCAAUCAACAUGCACAAUAAUUUGGAGCUGCUGACAAAGUACUCAUGCAAUUGUGUGGAACCAGAACAUCCUAGCAAUAAAACCUUACAAUACUGGCAAGACUACAAUAUAUCUGCAUCUGAUGUACCAUGGGGGAACCUAACUGUGUCAGAAUGUAAAAAGUUUCAUGGUGAGUUUGUUGGACGAGCCUGUGGACAUCAUGGCCCUUAUGUUCCAGAUGUCCUCUUCUGGUCUGUCAUCUUGUUCUUUUCUACAGUAACGCUCUCGUCCACACUGAAGCAGUUCAAAACCAGCCGAUACUUCCCAACAAAGGUACGCUCUGUUGUCAGCGAUUUUGCUGUCUUUCUCACUAUUUUGUCCAUGGUUUUAAUUGACUAUGCCAUUGGAAUUCCAUCACCAAAACUUCAGGUUCCAAAUGCUUUUAAGCCCACCAGAGAUGAUCGUGGCUGGUUCAUUACUCCUUUGGGGCCUAAUCCUUGGUGGACAGUGAUAGCUGCUGUAAUUCCAGCCCUGCUUUGUACUAUCCUAAUCUUUAUGGACCAGCAGAUCACAGCUGUCAUUAUCAAUAGAAAAGAACACAAACUAAAGAAAGGAUGUGGAUACCACCUCGACCUACUCAUGGUGGCAGUGAUGCUUGGAGUGUGCUCUAUUAUGGGAUUGCCGUGGUUUGUUGCAGCCACUGUCCUCUCUAUUUCCCAUGUGAACAGCUUAAAACUGGAAUCAGAGUGCUCCGCUCCAGGGGAGCAGCCAAAAUUUCUUGGAAUCCGGGAGCAAAGAGUCACAGGGCUCAUGAUUUUUAUCCUUAUGGGCUCAUCUGUCUUUUUGACAAGUAUUCUAAAGUUUAUUCCUAUGCCAGUACUUUAUGGAGUGUUUCUUUACAUGGGUGCUUCAUCUCUAAAGGGAAUUCAGCUUUUUGACAGGAUAAAGUUAUUCUGGAUGCCUGCAAAGCACCAGCCAGAUUUUAUUUAUCUAAGACAUGUUCCUCUUAGAAAGGUCCAUCUCUUCACUAUAAUUCAGCUGAGUUGUCUUGUGCUUCUCUGGAUUAUAAAGGUUUCAAGAGCUGCCAUUGUCUUUCCUAUGAUGGUCCUAGCUUUGGUAUUUGUCCGAAAACUUAUGGAUUUCUUUUUUACCAAGCGGGAGCUCAGUUGGUUAGAUGAUUUGAUGCCUGAGAGCAAGAAAAAGAAACUGGAAGAUGCUGAGAAAGAGGAAGAGCAAAGUAUGUUAGCAAUGGAAGAGGAAGGGACUGUUCAGUUACCACUAGAAGGACAUUACAGAGAUGACCCAUCUGUGAUAAACAUUUCUGAUGAAAUGGCAAAAACUGCUGUGUGGAAGACAUUGUUGAUAUCCUCAGAGAAUGCAAAAGAUAAGGAGUCAAGCUUUCCUUCUAAAAGUGCUGAAAUCAGAAAAGAGAAGAAAGCUGACUCAGGGAAAGGUGUUGACCGGGAGACUUGUCUAUGACUUGCUCUUCAAGUAAUUUUUUUUACAAACAAAUUAAAGGAGUGCCACAACCACUAAAUAUAAAUUAUUUACCUUGUAACUUUUGUCUUUCAUCUCAAACUAGCACAGGUAAUGUAGUGCAAUACUUGUCUCAUUCCACCUUGUCUACCUUGUCUAGUAUCAAUGUAAAUGUCUGCAGUAGCCAAUGCAAAAAAUCUUUGUGUUCGUUGCUGAUCUUGGCCAUUUAUCAGUAGUCGUAUCAGAAAUGUAAUAAGCAAAUUUUCUUUCAAAUUCAACUUUCCUGUUAAUAGGUUUGUACUGUAUUUUGCUACUUUUUCUGUGUGAGAAUACUUAAUAAUCUUGAUUCAGAAUACUUAAUAAUCUUGAUUCAGGAUGAACUUGAAAACCCUUGUUUGUUUUUUUUUUUUUUUUUAAAUCACCUAACUACUAAAUGAUUUCAGAAGACCCAAACUGGCAAGCAAACAUUAAGAAGUUGAUAAAAUAACAACUGAUCUGACCCUGUGAAUAAAUUAACAAGGAUAAUUCUUUCCUCCUUAAACUGUCCUUUUGAAGUCAUGGAUUACUUAUUUUACAAUGUGAAUUGCAGGGUCAGAUUCCAUAUUUGUGAAGUUUUCCUUGAUUUAAUACAGUGUAUUUAAUAUUAAAAUUUGUAUGUAACUGGAACAUAGUCCUAAAUAUAUAUAAAUAUAUAUAUAUAUAAAAUUAUAUAUAUUAAAACAUUUUCUCACCUUAGCUAAAGAACACCACCACAUCCUUUGAUGUGAAACAUGGGUACGGUAUUUCUUAAAAUGCGAUUUGUGAUUAAGGUAUCUUCUCUUGUAUUGUAUGAAUGUUGCCAUGAUAGGCCAAACAAAUGCAUUUUGUCAUUAAUCAAUCCAUUAUUUUAUAAUAGGGAAAAUUUUGUAGAUAAAAACUAUACCCCACAUGCAGUUUUAUCACCUGCCCAAUGAUCUUCCUCUUUAUUGCCUAAAAUUUAGCCACAUAAAGGGCGUAUUUAUAUUGUCUUCUCUCCACUGACAACUGUAAACCUCUUCAUUUCAGAGAUUGUGUAUAAUACUUAAAUGGAUAUCCUGCUGUUGUUUUGUUACAGCUCUUUAUUAUUCCAUCAAGUACAUAUUGAUUAAGAGAUAAAAACAACCUUGAAACGUAAAAUGUCGCUUUAAGGCUAUUACAUUUUUCGUAAUGGAUUUUGUUACUGCCCGAUCCUUCAAGCUGUUCUUUUGUGUAAAGGACUGCGAGAUUAGGUGUUGAGUGAAUAGGAAUGUGGAGCUAAAGUUUUAUCGUGUUAUUUGGAGUUCACUGAUUUUUAAAUUUUUUAAGAUAAAUUUUUAAAUUAUUAAGAUGAAAGCUAACUCUAUUGUGCUGUAACUUUGAAUCCUCAAAAUAAGAAUUGUAGUCUUGCAAUCUUCGUAAGAACUCAUUCAUAGGGCUCUAACAUUCCCCAGCUUUCCCAAAUAAGCUAAUUUUCUAUACAACUUGUGAACAAGUUUUCCCAUUCAGCACAUUUAAAGUAUUCCAAUGUUUUUGUGUAUGUGAGUGCGUAUGUUUUAAUACUUUAGCCAUAAAUAAUUGCAUUUUGCUGCAAACUUAAUAGGGUCACUGUUCUAAAUUUACCUUAGCAUUAUCAAAGCCCAUUAAAAGCCAUUUUUAUGGAGAAAAAAAAAAUCUAAUGGACACGAAGAAGGAUUCACAUCUAAUUCAAUGUUUGUAUAUGUAAAUUUAGGAAAAAAAUGCUGAUGCAUUAAGGUUAAAUGCUUUGUUUUGUGUACUUGAUGAUAAAUUGUAAGAUUCCAAUUGUUUUAAGGUUAGUAUAGAAGCUCAAUACUGGUUUGUCCUGAAAGCAGCCUGAUGGUGUUUUAACAUGUUGCUGACUUUGUUACAGAUAAUGUAUACAAUCAAAAUGUAUUAGCUUCACUUGACCAACUCUUAGAAUAUUAAGAAAUCAGUGUAUUCAAUGGCAUUCUGUAUUUCUGUUCAGUAUUUCAGAGUGGUUUUAUUUUAAAACACUCUGGUUUUGCGUGAAUUUAAGUGCUUUUCCAAUGUUAAUCUUAACAUUCUGAAAUCAAACACAAUAUAAAGCAGAUGUAGUGCUAUAUUUACUUCUAAUUUCAUAUUCCUGGUCAAAAUUACUUAAUUUCUUGGAUGUAAUUUAUUACAAAAGUUUAUGUGUACAUGUGAAUAGACUAUUGUGUUUUUCACAAUUAAGAAAUGUUAUGUGAAAAUAAAUAUUUAUCCUAACUAA
This is a messenger RNA of Parus major (Great Tit), 9070 nucleotides long. It is a transcript of the gene SLC4A10, whose product is annotated as solute carrier family 4 member 10. NCBI's taxonomy places the organism in Eukaryota, Metazoa, Chordata, Aves, Passeriformes, Paridae. Gene Ontology annotation, biological process: bicarbonate transport; transmembrane transport; monoatomic anion transport. Gene Ontology annotation, cellular component: basolateral plasma membrane; plasma membrane. The transcript is spliced from 28 exons. The record is from RefSeq and is a predicted model, not a curated record. Gene Ontology annotation, molecular function: sodium:bicarbonate symporter activity; monoatomic anion transmembrane transporter activity; solute:inorganic anion antiporter activity. The coding region runs from base 3529 to 6828 and encodes 1099 amino acids.